CGCCACACCUGGACGGCUGUCUGUCCGUCAUCGCUCAGGCCUUCAUGGACUCCUUCUCCCUAGUCGAGCAACACCUGGACAAGCAUUCACCAACCAAUAAACUACUCUAUGGCAAAGACAUACCUCGGUACAAACAGGAAGUGAAGUCGUACUACAAGUUAGUGAGGGACCAGCCUUCUAUCAGCAGCCAAGAGUUGAAAAUAUUUCUUCAAGGGGAGUCAAAGAAACAUCGAAAUGAGUUCAAUGAAUCUGUGGCUCUGCGAGAACUCUGCAAAUACAUGCUCCGCUACUUUCAGCAAGUAUUUGCCUCUAAAGCAUUUAUCUGCCAGUUCAAGCGUGUCAUAUUUUCUGAAAUCCUUUGA
This is a messenger RNA of Carassius auratus (goldfish), 362 nucleotides long. RefSeq names its product plexin-C1-like. Gene Ontology annotation, biological process: regulation of cell shape; regulation of GTPase activity; negative regulation of cell adhesion. Lineage: Eukaryota; Metazoa; Chordata; Actinopteri; Cypriniformes; Cyprinidae. Gene Ontology annotation, cellular component: semaphorin receptor complex; plasma membrane. Bases 45 to 362 code for a protein of 105 amino acids. The transcript is spliced from 4 exons. Gene Ontology annotation, molecular function: semaphorin receptor activity. The record is from RefSeq and is a predicted model, not a curated record.